Messenger RNA from Epinephelus lanceolatus (giant grouper), 4642 nucleotides. RefSeq names its product RNA polymerase II elongation factor ELL2-like. NCBI's taxonomy places the organism in Eukaryota, Metazoa, Chordata, Actinopteri, Perciformes, Serranidae. Gene Ontology annotation, molecular function: cis-regulatory region sequence-specific DNA binding. Gene Ontology annotation, biological process: positive regulation of transcription elongation by RNA polymerase II; snRNA transcription by RNA polymerase II; transcription elongation by RNA polymerase II. The record is from RefSeq and is a predicted model, not a curated record. Gene Ontology annotation, cellular component: transcription elongation factor complex.
GCAGCUUUAAUUGCAGGGCAGAGAGAAAAGCCAGCGAUGGCUUCGCUCAGGCAGGAGCACCACUACGGGCUCUCCUGUGGAAAAAAUAACAAAAACAGCCCCAACAGGACCCUGUACCAUGUCAAGCUCACGGACACGGCUAUCAGAGCUCUGGAGGCUUACCAGAACCUCAAGGUAUCUUUACCAAGUGAACCCUCCAUUUGUUUCAAGGGAAACCAAGGGUACAUCAAGAUCCCAGCUCCCACACCAGAGUCACCCUCUGCUCUUCGCGUCUUCUCCUUCUACCUAUCCAGCGACAGCAAAGACCAACCUCAAGCGAGCUUUGACUGCAUCCAUCAAUAUGUUUCAAGUGAUGGCCGCGAACAGCUGGAAGGUCAAGGUGUCAUCCAGGACAAGAUCACAGUGUGUGCCACCGACGACUCCUACCAGAUGACCCGUGAGAGGAUGUCUCAGGUGGAGAAGGACAGCUGGAGCCGCUCCGCCAUUGAGAUCAAACCUGGAGCCACACAUCCAAGUAAAUGUGUGAAGUACCAAAAGAGGCCGGCUCCUCUGUCUGCGUCAGACAGCAGCUUCCAUAAGCAGUUCACCAACAACCGGAGGAACGGCGGUAUGUCCACACCGACCCAGAAGCCCUUGAGGGAGCGCAUCAUCCACCUCCUAGCUCUCAAGCCCUACAGGAAACCGGAGCUGCUGCUGUGGCUGGAAAGAGAAAGAGCAGGCCCCAAGGACAAGGCCGAGCUGGGUGCCAUACUGGAGGAGGUGGCUAAAGUGAAUCCCAAAGACAGCAGCUACCUGCUGAGGGAUGACUUCUACAAGCACGUGCAGAGAGACUGGCCAGGCUACAGCGAGGAGGAGAGACAGCUCAUCAGCAGGCUGCUGGCCAGGAAGUUGCAGCCACACAUCAGCCACCAAUCAAGGAAUCUUCAAGCAAAUGUGUCGAUGCUGAAGACCUCAGACGAUACAACACUACAUCACAGUACAGCCAAAAAUGCUGCAGUGAAACGUCCCAUGCCUUCUGACCCAGUGGACAGUCUUGCUGUUAAGAGACAAAAACUUGUGGACCAGAGGUUGCAGCAGCAGCCCGCAGUAAACGGACUCUUAAACAGUAAAGGGCACGACAUUGCAGCUCCCACCCUCAACCCCAGUUUCCACACAAAGACUGAGUUUCAACGGACAAGUAACCACACUGGCAACCAAAAUGGCUUACCAGGGGGCCACAGUGGCUUUCCUCUAAUGCACAAACUGUCUAACACCUCUGACACAUGCGUCUCAGAGAGCAGAGAGAAAGAACCCAAAGUAAGCAGCCACCAGCCACCGCAGGGUGACUCUGACUGCUCGUAUCAGCAGCACACCAGCAGCCAGCACAGGAAGAAGAAAUCUAAAAAGCACAAAGACAAGGAGCGGGAGUGGAUCAAAGAUAACAAGGGCAGUGAGUGGUUGGAGACGAGUCCUGAUCUCAAGCAGAACCCAGACAAACUUGACAAUCCUGACAUCACAAACGCUGUGGCCUCUGAAGAGAAGCCAGAUUAUGUGCUCACAUACGGCACCAUCAUGAGUUUGGAGCAGCGCGAGAGGUACCAGAAGGAUUUCUGUGCAGAGUAUGAUGAAUACAAAGACCUCCACUCACGGAUCGCCACCAUAACUCACAUGUUUGUUCAGCUGGGAUCCAAGAUCAAAAGCUUGUCCCCCGGCACUCAAGAAUAUAAGAUAAUGGAAGACCAAAUACUAGAAAAGUACAACAAGUAUAGAAAGAAGUUCCCAGGCUACCGGGAAGAGAAGAAACGCUGCGAGUAUCUCCAUGAGAAACUGUCCUACAUCAAACAGCUCAUCAUAGACUAUGAUGUCUCUCAGGCUUCUUCUUCAUAGCAUUGGCUCUCCCCUUUAUCAGAUUUUUUUUUUUUUUUUUUUUUUUUUUUUUUUCAAAUGGAGCCCCCUUCUUUGCAUAAAAGGUGUCAAAGUGGUCCUACCUGAGAUCAGAAUUACAGAUUCUGGAUGACACUGCAUACAACGGGGACUGCCUCUGCUGGGACCACAGAUGAUGCUGCAAGCACCAAUAAUAUAAAUCAGUAGCAGAUUUCACUCUGGUGUUUGUAAGUCUAUUUGUUUUUGAAGAUUUUAUUUCUUAUGAGAUAUCUUGUUAAUGUGAAAAAUCCAAGGAAGAGGCAAAAAAAAAAUCUUGGAAAGCGUCUGUGCACAUCAAGUUGCCAUGACAGACCAAUAGUUUUUGCCAGCCUUGUUAAAACCAGUGUCAGCGUGAGUCAUUUUGAUGGGAAUAUGUAAAAGGUAGCAAAUAUGACUUUAACUUAUUCUCUUUGUUUUUGACACUGGAGUCAGACAUCGCUCCAGGCAGGUUUCCAAUUUAUUUUUUUAUGAAUUUAAAGAUUUCAAUAUGCAGUGUACUUUUCAAUUCCAUAUCAAAGUGGCCUCUUGAUACAUGAUCGAAGUAGCCCAGUGCAAAAAAACUGAAAUAUUUAAAGUCAUUUUAUCUCAGAUUCAGCCUUCAUGUCUUAUUAUGUAAAUGGUGUGAGAUGAUUCCACUUGUUCCCAGUGCAGUUUCCUUUAAUGAUUCAGGCAUUUCUCUUUGCGUAAGACUAGUUUAAAGCAGUCGCUGUGAGAUAUUGAAACAUGAUUUUAAAAAGUGGAAACAAGUGAAAUAAUCUCAUGCCUUGGUAAAAAUGACUCAAUUAUAUAUAAAGUCAUGUAUUAAAAUGAAGAUGUGUUUGUAAGACAGUUGGUAAGGGGUCGUACUGUUGACCUGGAUUCAUCUGAUAGCUUGUUUCAUGAGUGGAGCAUGUGGUCCACACUAAAUUCAGAUUCCUAAAACACUUGCCAACAUUUUGAAAGCAGCUGAUUCCAAUGAGAGAAACUGGGGAAUAUUGAAAUGGAUCAACAUGUUAAGAUUGAGGUAUAUGUUUUCUCCCAAAUGCACUUGUGUUUGAAGUAUUUAUUAACCACGCCACUUUGCUUUUGAGUCACUGGGAAAGGGACCAAAAUGCUUGGCCUUGAUAGCUGUUGCAAUAAUCUGGUGAGGAAGGACCAUUUUCCUCCCCAGAGCCAUUAAUGACAUUAUGAAUCAGGCACAAAGUCUAGUUUAAAGUAUUCUAACUCACUGGGAAGAAGUGUCUCUGUCUCUCUGUUUUCUUCCUUUGAACUACUGAUGUAUUUAUUUCGAGACUCCUUCCUGCGUCCUGUGUUGUUGGUCUCCUUGGCUCGAAGCGUCAGGUUUUGUUAGAUCAAAGUGUUUGUUUAUUCCAAGUAGCUAGGAGAGGUUGUGAGCAGAUCAAAGGUUAGCAUAGCAUAAUGUUACGUCUCCGUCUGACCCGAUGGAGAAUGAAUGGGUUGCCCCGAAGUCCUCCAGAUAUUUAUGCUGAAACCUGGAGGUUAGCGGCCACGUCAACCAACACUUGAGCUGUGUCUCAAAUUGUUCACGUAUGAAGAAGAAAGUCAUGCUUGUUGGAUUAUUUACGAACUCAAGACAGCACUACAAAAUGGGGGACAAUGCUAAAUUUGGAAAUUUGUAGUGUACAGUGAAGGAUUUCAGAGUCGUCCCCAGAUAUUUGGUCUUCAGGGAAAUAUGGAGCCAUAUUAGAUUUUUUAAAAAGUGCACGUUUGCUAUUUCGUAACCAGUUGUGGUACUAUUUUAAGCGCUAGCCUGGAAGCUUUUAUAUCCUUCAGUUCCCAGUGAAUAAUCAGAGCCUAUUCAGUUUUUUUGCACUAAACCCAGUCUGAUUAAAGGGGGCGGCAGGCUAAUCAAAUGUCCAUUCAGAUUGUAAUUGUUCUCCGUGGUUACAGUUUUUGUACUGAAUGUUACCGCACAGUCACUGACGUAGAAGCCUUAAGAUUACACUUUUAUAGAACAAAAAUCUUCAAACUGCCAAUAUCAGACAGGAGUUAUGAUCCACACACAUCUGUUGUCUGCCUUAUGUUACUGCUAGCUGUUACAUUUAAACAUGUCUUAGCUGUUUCACUGUUCAUACGAAUGCCAAUGGUGGUUUUUACACACAUAUGAAAUAUUACUUUCUGGAUGAAAUGUUUGAUAAUGUAGUUAAAAAUGUUGUUUAAUGCACAGUUUGGUUGGCUCUGGAGGCGUAGCUUACUCAUCAGUUGCAUUUGUUAUCUUUCCGGUACUCUAUUUUUCAUAAUCAUCGUUCAGAUAUGAGGUCAGGUAUUUAUCAUUAUACUGCGGCUGAUGCUUCUGUUGACAUCCCAUCUGACUGUGAGCACAUGGAGCAGUUUGAUUGGAAGACAGUGGUUUCUGUUAUGUCAAAAAGUCAUUGUUAAAUUCAAUAAUCACUUUCAGGUGAAUGGUGUCGAAUGGUUGAUUAAAGACCAUAAUUAUCUGUGGGUUAUUGAGUAUGAUGAGAAAAUCACUGGUCUUAAGGUCAGAACAUUUCUUACAAAAUCACUAAAUGAAUUUUAUUUAUCUGUGCAAGUUUUGCUUUUUGGACAGGUGCUGAAUAUUUACAAGGCACCAGUGUGUACUGCACAAGAGGUGUUUUUAUGUUCAUAUCUGCUGAAGGGAAGGCCUCGUCUUAUUCACAGAGGAGUCGGAGGAGAGGAUGCAUUAUGAACUGCAUUAUACAAAUGUAUGCUUUCUCUUUCCUUUUGUGCAAAGUUCAAAAGAAUAAAAACAUCAAAGUGA